Messenger RNA from Alternaria conjuncta, 2403 nucleotides. It is a transcript of the gene MEF1, whose product is annotated as Elongation factor G, mitochondrial. Gene Ontology annotation, cellular component: mitochondrion. Gene Ontology annotation, biological process: mitochondrial translational elongation. Bases 1 to 2403 code for a protein of 800 amino acids. Gene Ontology annotation, molecular function: GTPase activity; translation elongation factor activity; GTP binding. The record is from RefSeq and is a predicted model, not a curated record. NCBI's taxonomy places the organism in Eukaryota, Fungi, Ascomycota, Dothideomycetes, Pleosporales, Pleosporaceae. The transcript is spliced from 3 exons.
AUGAGGGUUCAGUCUCUUUUCCGGGCGCAAGCACUUGCCACGAGCAGUCUUCGCUCUUCAGCACGCUCGGUUGCGACGCCUUCACGAUGCGCUCUUUCGACCAUUGCGGCAACGCGCACGCCCUAUACCAACGGCACCAAGACAGACACAUGGAUAGGGGCCCACACCACGAAGCCACAACGAAGAUGGCAGUCUGCGGCUGCGCAAGUGCUGGAGCAAGCAAAGGAAGACCCCUCUACCUUGACGCAAGAGAAAAUCGUCGAGAACCUAGACCCUGUCGAAUGGGAGCGACUAUCGCGAGUGCGAAACAUCGGCAUCGCAGCACACAUCGACUCCGGCAAGACCACCGCCACCGAACGCGUCCUCUUCUACACCGGCCGAAUCAACGCCAUACACGAGGUACGCGGCAAAGAUGCUGUGGGUGCCAAGAUGGACUCUAUGGAUCUCGAGCGUGAGAAGGGCAUCACUAUCCAGUCUGCUGCGACCUUCUGUGACUGGAUCAAGAAGGACGAUGAAGGAAAGGACCAGAAAUACCACAUCAACUUGAUUGACACUCCAGGCCACAUCGACUUUACAAUCGAGGUAGAGAGAGCACUGCGAGUCCUUGAUGGAGCCGUCAUGAUCCUGUGUGCUGUCAGCGGAGUGCAAAGUCAGACCAUCACAGUCGACAGGCAGAUGAGGCGGUACAACAUUCCAAGGAUUUCCUUUGUGAACAAGAUGGAUCGUAUGGGAGCCAACCCGUGGAAGGCUGUCGAACAGAUCAACCAGAAGCUUCGCAUACCGGCUGCGGCUCUCCAAGUACCCAUCGGCCGCGAGGAUGGCUUUUUGGGUGUUGUGGAUCUGGUCAGGAUGAAGGCGAUUUACAACGAAGGACCCAAGGGCGAGACCAUUAGGGAGACCGACGAGAUACCUGCGGAUAUUAUUGAGCUCUGCAAGGAGAAGAGGCAGAAGCUCAUCGAAACACUUGCAGAUGUCGACGAUGAGAUCGCAGAGCUUUUCUUGGACGAGCAGGAACCGACAAUUCACCAGAUCAAGGCUGCGAUUCGACGAGCCACCAUCUCCCUCAAGUUCACCCCGGUUAUGAUGGGCUCCGCGCUUGCAGACAAAUCCGUGCAACCAAUGCUCGACGCUGUUUGCGACUACCUACCAAACCCCUCCGAAGUCGAGAACAUGGCACUGGACAAGAAGCGAGCAGAGGCACCGGUCAAGCUGGUAUCAUACAACUCUUUGCCAUUUGUCGGUCUGGCUUUCAAGCUAGAAGAAAGUAGUUUUGGACAAUUGACAUACAUCCGUGUGUACCAGGGUACGCUCAGAAAGGGAAUGAAUGUAUUCAACGCGAGGUCAGACAAGAAGGUCAGGAUACCGAAGAUUGUGCGCAUGCACUCCAACGACAUGGAGGAAAUCCAGGAAAUUGGUGCUGGAGAAAUCUGUGCCGUGUUCGGUGUUGACUGCGCGUCUGGAGAUACCUUCACUGACGGUAAUCUUGGAUACACCAUGACCUCCAUGUUCGUACCCGAACCCGUCAUCUCCCUAUCAAUCAAGCCCAAGCACACCAAAGAUACACCCAACUUUAGCAAAGCCAUGAGCCGCUUCACGCGCGAAGACCCUACAUUCCGAGUCCAUACCGACCCCGAAUCGCAAGAGACCAUCAUCUCCGGUAUGGGAGAACUACAUCUGGACAUCUAUGUCGAGCGCAUGCGCCGCGAAUACCGCGUCGAGUGCGAAACCGGACAACCACAAGUCGCCUACCGCGAGACAAUGACCAAGCGCGUCAACUUCGACCACACGCUCAAGAAGCAGAGUGGUGGGUCAGGAGAUUACGCGCGAGUAGUCGGCUGGAUGGAGCCAAGCGAAGCUGCUGGUGAGAACAAGUUCGAGCAACAGAUUUCCGGAGGCACCAUCUCCGAGAAGUUCCUCUUCGCCUGUGAAAAGGGCUUCAUGGCCUCCACGGCCAAGGGCCCGCUUCUCGGCCAUAAGGUUUUGGGUACUUCCAUGAUCAUCAACGACGGAGCUACCCACGCUGUCGAUUCCUCGGAAAUGGCCUUCAAAAUGGCCACCCAGCAAGCUUUCCGCAAAGCUUUCCAGGCCGGUGCGCCUCAGGUACUUGAGCCGCUUAUGAAGACGACCAUCACGGCGCCGAAUGAGUUCCAGGGUUCUGUUGUUGGUCUUCUGAAUAAGCGCAAUGCUGUUAUCAACGAUACGGAGAUUGGUCCGGAGGACUUUACUGUCUAUGCGGAUUGCAGUUUGAACAGCAUGUUUGGCUUUAGCAGCCAGUUGCGUGCUAGUACGCAGGGUAAGGGGGAGUUUAGCAUGGAGUUUAGCCAUUACAGUCCCGCGCCGCCGCAGCUGCAGAAGGAGCUUGUGGCAAAGUACGAGAAGGAACAGCAGGCUAGGAAUGCGUAA